GGCUCCGACCGGCCCGCCGAGCUGCAGCAGCCCUUUGCGCCCUCCUGGCCCUCCCACCAACAUCAUGUUCCAGUUCCUGCUUGGAUUUACAUUGGGCAACGUGGUUGGAAUGUAUCUGGCUCAGAACUAUGACAUACCAAACCUGGCUAAAAAACUUGAAGAAAUUAAAAAGGACUUGGAUGCCAAGAAGAAACCCUCUACUUCAUGAGAAUGCCUCCAGCACUGCCUUCCAGAUACACUGAUUCUACUGCUCUUGAGGGCCUCCUUUACCAUCUGAACCAAAAGCUUUUGUUUUCAUCUCCAGCCACUGGGCUCCUCUUCUUUGCUAGAACCUGUGUUUUUGGCUUUAGAGCAAGCAAAAUGGGGCCUCAAUUUGAGAACUACCCUACAUCUCCAACUCUCACCUCUUCACAUAUUCCCUUUCCAAUUGCAUAGGAGGUUCUAAGACUGGAAUUAUGGUGCUAGAUUAGUAAACAUGACUUU
Mandrillus leucophaeus (drill) is the source of this 483-nucleotide messenger RNA. RefSeq lists its product as uncharacterized. The transcript has a single exon. The record is from RefSeq and is a predicted model, not a curated record. Bases 65 to 208 code for a protein of 47 amino acids. Lineage: Eukaryota; Metazoa; Chordata; Mammalia; Primates; Cercopithecidae.